AUGCAUUCAAUAUUUUUUUUUAGAAAUGGUAAGGAGUUGUUAAAGAAUUCUCCGGGCAUCGAAUCAUCUUAUCAGAUUUACAACCACAUUAUUAAUUCGUGUGUAAAUGAAAAGAUUUCAUUCAUUUUUCAUGGCUGGACCGAAAGCUGCUAUGCUACCGAAUGGAUACCUCUAUUAAUAGAACGUUUAACAUUUCAUCGUGGUGGUUGUAUUAUUUGUGUCGACUACAGUUCCUGGUCUAAGAAAUCCUACAUAGAAUUAUUGCAAAAGUUCGAUCCCAUAAGUGAGAUUUUGUAUGAAGAAGUCUUGCAGUUAAUUCAAAUCGGCUUUAAUCCAAGCAAAAUUUUUAUGUUUGGUUUUAGUUAUGGAGGCCAAAUAGCUUCAAAGAUCGGACGAAUGUUGAAACCUCAAUACAAUAUAAACAAAAUUGACAUUUGUGAUAUGGCUGGACCAGGAUUUGAUUUUCUCAGCUAUUUGAAUCAUAGCGAGUCGGCGGAAAAUAUUCAAUGUUAUUACUCCAGCCUUGAUAAGGGUUCGCAUUUUCACAGUUGCCAUCAAAAUAUACGACUUGGUCAGUGUGGUUACACGCAACCGGCUAUACUAAGUCAACCAUAUUUCAGUAGCCACGGUCUGUGUGUGCAUAUAUAUAUUAAUGCGUUUGAUUUCCCAUUUUAUGCAUUUCAAAACUCUCCACAGUGGUGUGAAAGAGGCAAAACAAUAAGGAAUUUACCACAUGGUUUUACAGUGGGCUAUAGAGAAGGUGGCUACAACGACAUGACUGGUGACAUAUUUGUGCCCACCACUUUGAAUUAUCCCUAUAACUUGUCCAAAAAGGAAAUGAUUUUAUAUGAGAAGUAUUUAGAAGGCGCAUAAAUUGAAAUUUCCUUACAUGUUGAAAUAGCAUUGAUUUGAUUUAUAAUAAAGAACUACAUACACAAUAAUAUAAAAAA
This is a messenger RNA of Calliphora vicina (urban bluebottle blowfly), 950 nucleotides long. RefSeq lists its product as uncharacterized. Gene Ontology annotation, biological process: lipid catabolic process. NCBI's taxonomy places the organism in Eukaryota, Metazoa, Arthropoda, Insecta, Diptera, Calliphoridae. Bases 1 to 873 code for a protein of 290 amino acids. The transcript has 4 exons. Gene Ontology annotation, molecular function: lipase activity. The record is from RefSeq and is a predicted model, not a curated record.